AUGAAUCCAGCUCCGGCCAUUCCGGCCAACCUCAUCAAUCCGUCGUUUGAGGCGCUCGAGGAGCGGACGACUACUGCGCAGAUCAACUUCGCUGAUGACACCAAGUUUAUGUUCAAACACUGGCAGACGUUUCAUCUUCAGUCGAAUUUCGCGAGCGAUAUUUCAGUGCCACGAACAAGAAACUUGUUCUGGCGAAUCUGGAGUAAUCCGAACCAAAGAAUAUCUAAUGCCGACUUCUCGUCUUUAUGGCAACAAUGCCGCGGACCCCAGGACCUGACACCUUAUCAACCUGAUCCACGGCAUUGGAUAUGGCGACACCCACCGAAUCGAGAGCCUACGCCGGUGGCUAAGAAGCAGCCACCGUGCGAUGAGCCAUCCGACAUCGAACCUUUGCCAACUCCAGAAAGUCCCGUUUCGGAGAGAGUCAAGUGGGACGAAGGAGGCUUGACUGGGAGCAGCAGAACAAGACGUGAGCGCACAUCGUCUGGAGCGGGCGGAACGACGUCCUCACGACCUGGAAUGAGGAGAUCGGCUAGUGGCCGGACGGUGGGUACAACUGGUACAAGAGCCGGUAGGGCUAGGCCUGGACUUAUGAGGUCAAGAUCAAGCCAGAGCCGGCAGCCUGGAUCGCGCACAUCGGACAGUCCCGUGCCAACCACGACCAUCAACACGGAAAGGCCGAACCUGCCGCGAAGACAGAGCGUCAACUUCGAAGUGCCCGAUGAUGACGAUGAGUGGGAGGACGGCGAAGACGACAAUAACGAUCAGGCGGGUGAUGCCCACGUCAAGCCGCCGGCCAGCGAUGGCAGUAGCGAUACUGGCACACUGGUCGAGAGUGAUUUUCGAUCGCAGUUUGAGUUGGCUCGGCAGAUGUCAAGUGGUACUAGCUUUACGCCUUCGACAUUCUUGCCCAGGAUCAGGAGCUCAGUCCGGUUUGCUGACGAUACAAAACACGAAGCCGCCUCCCCUCGUCGCAAGCAACGGUUGUCGUUUAGAGAGCGGUCACACAGUCAGGUCCUAGCAGAUAGCGACGACUCGGAUGAGACCGUACUGGCCAACAUGCCACGCAAUGCCAGUAAUCUGAGCCAGCUUAUCAAGGACAAACGGCAACAGAGCGGCACACUAGACCUUGGACCAGCUCCACCGGAUAACGUCGAGCUGCUUGAAGCUAAGAAGAAGGAAGAGGAACUGCUGCGCAAAGGUCGCGAAGCCGCCAAACCGAACAUUCCACGGUCACGGCAUCCCAGCAAGGAGAGACCGAGCGGUGAGUACAUCGGUCCAGACGACAUGUCUACAUUUUAA
Messenger RNA from Cyphellophora attinorum, 1302 nucleotides. RefSeq lists its product as uncharacterized. Bases 1 to 1302 code for a protein of 433 amino acids. Lineage: Eukaryota; Fungi; Ascomycota; Eurotiomycetes; Chaetothyriales; Cyphellophoraceae. The transcript is spliced from 2 exons. The record is from RefSeq and is a predicted model, not a curated record.